GCUUUACGACAAGGUGCUUUGUGGCAGCACUGGGGGAGGAAGAUGGCGGCCGCCGUGUUAGGUGCUCGCCGCGCGGCCCCGGCUCCGGCCUGGGGGCCUGAGGCCCUCACCCCGGACUGGGAAAACCGGGAAGUCUCCACCGGGACCACGAUCAUGGCUGUGCAGUUUGACGGGGGCGUGGUGUUGGGGGCUGACUCCAGAACAACCACAGGGUCCUACAUCGCCAACCGGGUGACUGACAAGUUGACCCCAAUUCACGACCACAUUUUCUGCUGCCGCUCCGGCUCCGCGGCCGAUACCCAGGCAGUUGCAGACGCAGUCACCUACCAGCUUGGUUUCCACAGCAUUGAACUCAAUGAGCCUCCCCUGGUGCACACAGCGGCCAGCCUCUUCAAGGAGAUGUGUUACAGAUACCGGGAAGAUCUUAUGGCUGGUAUCAUCAUUGCAGGCUGGGACCCUCAGGAAGGCGGGCAGGUGUACUCGGUGCCCAUGGGCGGCAUGAUGGUGAGGCAGUCAUUUGCUAUCGGAGGCUCCGGGAGUUCAUACAUCUAUGGCUAUGUGGAUGCCACCUACCGGGAAGGCAUGACCAAGGAAGAGUGUCUGCAGUUCACUGCCAAUGCUCUUGCAUUGGCCAUGGAGCGGGACGGCUCCAGCGGUGGGGUCAUCCGCCUGGCAGCCAUCACAGAAUCCGGGGUAGAACGGCAGGUGCUUUUGGGAGACCAGAUACCCAAAUUCACCAUUGCCACCUUACCACCCCCCUGAACCCUAGGACUCUAAAAUGCAGGAGACAUGCCACACCAAUAACAUUUAAUAAACAGUUUGUCAAAGAGAA
Molecule: messenger RNA, 832 nt
Organism: Ochotona curzoniae (black-lipped pika)
Lineage: Eukaryota; Metazoa; Chordata; Mammalia; Lagomorpha; Ochotonidae
Gene: PSMB6
Product: proteasome 20S subunit beta 6
Exons: 6
Coding region: 43-762 (239 amino acids)
Cellular component (GO): proteasome core complex
Molecular function (GO): threonine-type endopeptidase activity
Source: RefSeq, a predicted model, not a curated record